Molecule: messenger RNA, 932 nt
Organism: Myripristis murdjan (pinecone soldierfish)
Lineage: Eukaryota; Metazoa; Chordata; Actinopteri; Holocentriformes; Holocentridae
Product: 15-hydroxyprostaglandin dehydrogenase [NAD(+)]-like
Exons: 7
Coding region: 72-848 (258 amino acids)
Cellular component (GO): cytoplasm
Molecular function (GO): oxidoreductase activity, acting on the CH-OH group of donors, NAD or NADP as acceptor
Source: RefSeq, a predicted model, not a curated record
UUUUUGUGUGCUUGAAACUGACUUUUUUCCCCUUACAGUGAUAUAGUCAUUCAUCCUUCCGUCUUGCUGAAAUGGCAUUAACUAGUAAAGUCGCAAUUGUGACUGGAGCAGCGCAGGGGUUAGGAAGAGGAUUCUCAGAGAUCCUUCUGCAAAACGGUGCGAAGGUAGCCCUCCUGGAUGUGAAUGAAACUGUGGGCAAGAGUUUAAAGGAAACCUUUGAUAAUCAGUAUGGACCGGACAAAAGCCUCUUCCUGAGCUGUAAUGUUGAGUCAGAGGAGCAACUCAAAGCUGCCUUUCAGAAAACCAUACAGACCUUUGGACGACCACACAUCAUGUGCAACAACGCUGGCAUUGUAAAUGAGAGCAACUGGGAGAAAGCUGUCUCCAUAAACCUCAUGGGUGUUGUGCGAGGGACCUACCUGGCUCUGGAACACAUGAACAAACUGACCGGGGGUCAAGGAGGGGUUGUUGUCAACGUAGGAUCAAUGGCAGCUCUUGGCCCUCUACCGUGCACUCCUGUUUACACAGCCACCAAGCAUGGAGUGGUUGGUUUCACUCGAGCCAUGGCGGCUGCCUCCACCAUUUCAGGCUAUGGCAUACGAUUCAACAUCAUUUGUCCUGCUUUUGUCCAAACUGACAUCCUCAAUGCCAUGUUUCAACCAGAGAAAGCUGGACAGUUCUUCAACCUGACAGAAUAUGCCCAAAAAAUGAUAAAGAUGUUUGGGAUGUUAAAGGUGCCUGAUGUCUCCAAGAACUUCCUCCAGCUUGUGACAGAUGAGACUAAGAACGGAGAGGCCCUCGUGGUGCUCAAAAAAGGAUGCAGUUAUGUCACAUUUCCAGCAUUGUAACUGCAAUUCUUUGCACAUUCAUAUAGGAAAGCACUUGACCUUGUCACAUUGAGUGUAGCCACUGGGUCUGGAAAACAAUUAUUG